AUGUCUAACCACCCAAGCGGUCCUCCAUACGCCCCUUCAAUAGCAUCGGUCGGGGGAAUUCCAAGUAUAGGAAUCGAUGUGCCCACAUCAGCCGUCUUCAUGUUUUUGUACAUCGUGUCUGCCACUGGGCAUAUGACCAUUUUUCAAAUCAACAAAAGACGUGGCCAAAAAUUCAUCAUGUCAGGAAUGAUGUUUGGAUACUCCGUCGCCCGUACACUUACCAUGAUUCUCCGUAUCGUUUGGGCAGUCUAUCCACACGAUAUUCAAAUCGCCAUUGCAGCCCAGAUUUUCGUGUCUGCAGGCGUACUCAUCCUCUUCAUCAUCAACCUCAUCUUCGCCCAGAGGAUAACCAGAGCCGCUCAUCCACACUUCGGUUGGCACAGAGCCUUGUCCAAUAUCUUCAAAGUCCUUUAUGUUGGGGUCGCGGUUAUGCUAGCUAUGGUGAUAACCGCAACUGUCCAGUCCUUCUACACACUCAAUCCUCACGUUAAAAGAAUCGAUCGGGAUCUGCAAAUCACUGCUUCUACCUAUCUACUGUUGAUUUCGUUCUUACCUAUUCCUAUGGUUAUCUUCAGCCUGAUUGUUCCUCGAAAGACGAGGUUGGACAAGUUCGGUAGCGGAAGAUGGAGAUCAAAGAUCUGGAUUCUCCUUGCAUCCACAGUUUUGCUUUGUCUUGGGGCUAGCUUCCGGACUGCUACAACCUUGAAGAACCCACGACCAAUAAAUGAUCCCGCAUGGUACCAAGCAAAAUGGUGCUUCUACUUCUUCAAUUUUGUCAUUGAGAUUAUUGUCAUUUAUCUCUGUCUCUUAGUUAGAGUCGACCGACGGUUUAUCAUUCCUAACGGAAGCAAGGGCCCUGGAGACUAUGUGAGACAACAGAUGCAACAACGGUCAGGAGAGAACGUCGAUGAACUACCACGCCGCAGUAUGAGCUCGACUACUCACAUCCUCUCGGAAGAGGAAGUCUUUGACGACAUGAAUCCCGUUGAAAGGACCCUGAGCAAGGAGAAUGGGUCCCCGGUAUGA
Molecule: messenger RNA, 1026 nt
Organism: Exophiala aquamarina CBS 119918
Lineage: Eukaryota; Fungi; Ascomycota; Eurotiomycetes; Chaetothyriales; Herpotrichiellaceae
Exons: 2
Coding region: 1-1026 (341 amino acids)
Source: RefSeq, a predicted model, not a curated record